GCCCCCCAAGACUAUACUGCACGAGGAAGGAGCUGCUGAUGAUGUUGCUGCAGCACGGUGUCUGUGGGCAGAGGAGGCAAACAGACGUUCUCAGCUGGGAACAGAACAGCUCAUGAAGUCUUCCUUAGAUGCAGAGAGGAGAAAGCUGCUCGGUGCCCCAGCGGUCCAGGAGGUGCAGCCCGAGGACGUCUUGCAGGAGUCUGAAGAUGAAUAUUUUGAAAGGCUUCGUGACUUGAACCUUGGUUCCUCGGACAGAAAUCCAGCGCAGAUGGACACAGCCGGUCAGAACAAGCCAAAAAAUGUUUGCUUAAAUGACGUGUCCUCCUCAAGUUCUUUCGCUCACUUCUCUCCAUAUCGGGGAAGAGGGGAUUUGGAAGGCAAGGAGCGGGCGCUCAUGUUGGAGGUACAGGGGCUGAGGCAGAGGCUGGCGUCACAGGCCCGGAAAUUACACCCAGCGUCACAUUUGCCGGACACACAAUGGACCUAGUGGCUGUCUCAUUACAGAGGGUGUAUGCUGUAGUUGUGUCAUUACUCUU
Molecule: messenger RNA, 536 nt
Organism: Pseudophryne corroboree (corroboree frog)
Lineage: Eukaryota; Metazoa; Chordata; Amphibia; Anura; Myobatrachidae
Product: TBC1 domain family member 31-like
Exons: 4
Coding region: 113-487 (124 amino acids)
Source: RefSeq, a predicted model, not a curated record